AUGCAAGUAGUCACUACUCAUGAGCCCCUGUUUCGUGCACUCCAUGGUCGAACAUGCAAGAAGAAUCACGAUCACCAACACCUUGAGGGAUCGACGCAAAUUCAUGGUCACUCAAUCCUCCGAACCAAGUUUUCCGAGAUCUAUCCCCGAAAAUUUGUGAGACUGGUUGCAAAAGUUUUGUGCCAACGUGGUCACCACUGGCCGUUUCAGUGGAAAACUGGCCUUGCCCUGUGUCAAUGCAAUUCUGGUGAUCCGACACCAGGGCUUGCAGCCAGCCAGAAGCGCCGUGACAGCUUUGCCCGAUCUCAACUGUCGACGCCGGAAGAGAGUGAUGAAGCCGGUGUGAAACGAAGAAGACUAGAAGGAAAACAAGGUCAAUCCAGCACUCAUCCGACCCCGACAGUAAAUCGGGAGACUGGUGCCCUUGAUGAUCCGAUGCCAGCCAAUCCCGAGAUUGUGAGUUUGCAGCCCAUGCACCCGUCACCACAGAAUGGCGAAGUCCAUUCACCACGUGCACUGCAAUCAAAUGGCCAGAGACCGGAGAUGGUGAAAGCUGCACUCGAGCUCAAAUGUGGCAUUUGUGCCGCCAGUUCCGCUCCCAAGCAUCAAAGACCAGGUUCCGUGCUCAGUGAUGAGUCACUGCCGGCUCAUACAGCUGCCAUCCAGGAAAAUUCAGAGUUUACAGCAGAGCAGUUUCGCGAUCAACUCAGGCUUCGAGAAGUGGCAAGACGAGCCUUUCACACAGCCGACAAUAGCGAUGCCUUGCGGAGCAGACUUUACCGCAGUGCACCAGAGAAUGUCAGAUUGUCACUUCCUGAAGAGGGCGAACCCGGUGGACCUGAUUUGCCCGAAGAUUUGACUCAAAUUCAACAGCAGAUCAAUCGCAUUUCCCAACAUCCUGAAGCCAUGCAAUCAAUUCCCGAAAACGAACCACUUGAACCUGACAUUGAUGCCACGUUACAAAUACCAGAGAAGACCACCCUGUAG
Molecule: messenger RNA, 987 nt
Organism: Cladocopium goreaui
Lineage: Eukaryota; Dinophyceae; Suessiales; Symbiodiniaceae
Source: the annotation of a GenBank genome assembly